Symbiodinium sp. CCMP2592 is the source of this 1152-nucleotide messenger RNA. The record is from the annotation of a GenBank genome assembly. Lineage: Eukaryota; Dinophyceae; Suessiales; Symbiodiniaceae.
AUGUUCGAAUCAUCAAAGACCUGCUUCGGCUUGGUAGCCCAUCCACAUCCACAUCCUGGAGGCUUGCUGGGCUCGGUACAGCCCAAGGGGCGGGAGGCGCUUUCAGCCUUCUCCAGCUCCGGCGAGGAGCAAAGUGCCGCAGAGGCAGCGCAGGGCAAGACAAGCUCAAACAGCAUCGACGACACUGUCACAGCUUUCGAGGAGAUGUCCGAGUGGUUUAAAGAUGCAGGUGAGCAGAAAGCAGAUUCGAAGGACUUUGCCUCUGCCUUGGCAUAUGGGCCCCUCCAGGAAGGCAAGACCACAUGUUCAGGUUCGGCAGCUUACUCGGAGGAUUAUGACGUGCCAAAGAACGAGUUCAGUCAUUCAGGGGAUGUGGCCAGCUGCAUCUACAGCACUGCCAAGGCGGUAUUGCACAACUCACAUCAGGGCUUUUUCCAGCAGCUCGUAUGCGUGGAUCCUAAAACUCCUCUCGCCAAAGUCCACGAUGGUCAGUCCACGGAUUCGUUUCCACUUUCUCCUCAAUUUUCGAGUGAGGGAGGGAAUGGCAGUGAGGCAACCACGCCAGAGAGGGAGGCGAAGACAAAGAGGAGAGUUCAUCCGGAUCCCGUGUCCUCAUGCGUGGCAUGCCUCUAUGGGACACAAAAGCAUGAGGGCAAGCAGGAGAAGCUCCAGGAGACUCCAGAGAAGCACGGAAUGAAGGGACAUGCUCCAUGCGACAAGAUUACCGACUGCAAGAAGCCAGGAGCCCGAAGCGCCACAUCCUACCAAAAGGGCGACGCAAGGGAUGCCGGACGUGUCCGUUUGCGCAUCACCCCCCAGCACUUCAGCCCGUUAGGCACGACCUUUCGCGAUGUCCAGGUAGACUUCAACUCGACCAGCUUCACAAUCAGAGCCGUUGAUUGUGCGGGCUACGCUUGGACAGCUUAUUCUAACGAGUUGCCAGGACGACUCGCAGAGGACCGCUGCAAGUUCCGGAUCAACCCGGAUGGCACGGAUGUGACGAUCAUCCUCUACAAGGCCGACAGUGACCCGUGGCGGGAGAUGACUCGCCUCGAGUUGACACGGCCCUACAACCAGAAGGAUAUGAAGUCAGCCAGUCCAUCUUCCAGGAGCUCCAGGUCUAUGCCGAGGUUUCAGCGCAACUUCAUCUGA